Molecule: messenger RNA, 1153 nt
Organism: Hemiscyllium ocellatum (epaulette shark)
Lineage: Eukaryota; Metazoa; Chordata; Chondrichthyes; Orectolobiformes; Hemiscylliidae
Product: testis-expressed protein 47
Exons: 7
Coding region: 223-996 (257 amino acids)
Molecular function (GO): blue light photoreceptor activity; FAD binding
Source: RefSeq, a predicted model, not a curated record
CCUUGCUGCCUGGACACCAGCACGAAGCGUAAACGAAAGAAAGAGUUUUGUGUUACAUUUCCCCAGCUCGGUUGGAUUUUUAAAUUAAAGGCUGGCCGAUUGCAUCAACCCUGGGUUUAUUGUUUUGUUGGUGGGCGGAGGGCAGUGCAGUUAGUAUAUCGGAUUUGAGCGGGUUUAUAUUCACCCAGAGAGAGAGGGAAGAGACCCUUACUUCAAACGGAGAUGUCUUCCACAGGGGAAGUUGGUGGAAAAAUGCAGCGUUCAAAAGGUUUGUCAGGAAACGAUAGGAUCAGUAUGUUCCAUCGCGUGCUGGAGAGGAGAAUGAAUGCAAAUCUUAAAGAGGAAACGAAAUCACUACUGCACAGACUAUUCUUUCUGGCUAAAACUUCCCCCGAGCUGGUUAACAAAAGAGACCUGGGAGGUUACUAUGAAAACUUGUUCCAGAAACUCCAACGCUCUGGAGAAGGAAUCACAGGUCUCCUAUUGCUGUAUUCUAGUCAUAUUAUUCAUGUGAUAGAGUCUUCCAGUGAUGUGUUAUAUUCAGUGAUCGGGGAUCUAAAAGAUAUGCAGCAACAACAAGAAAGAGCUUUACUUUUGGAACCCAAAAUUCUGUUGAUAUCUCAUAACAUUCCACGCAGACUCUUCCAGCAAUGGGAAUAUAAUGUCCUGAAUAUCACUGCAAAACGUCUGGAUGAUACUUUACAGGGGGAACCAAUUGAAAAGAUCAUCAGUGAAUGCCUAACUUUGCUUAUUAAGCUGGGAAUGCACAUGCAAAAAACAUAUAAGGAAUUCCCCAAUAAGCCAAUCAGUUCUGUGCUGGACAAUGUGCCCGAACUGAUUGUCCCCCAGGAGCUGAUUCAACGUCUCCUGAAAUCAAAUGAACUUUUAACUCCUCACCAAUUCUUGGACAUUUACAAUGCUCCCUUAAGUGUGAUUAUAGAUUCAGAACUUGUAUGGCCCAAGCCGGAACGUUUACUGCCAGAGAGCAGAAAAUGAAAGUUAAACAUGUUUGGUUUGGAUAUACACUGCAGUUUCAUCAGUGAUGGAUGUGGUGCGGUUUUGUUCAGAAAGUGCAUGGUUUAGCAAGAACUGUUAAUGUAAGAAACUAGAACGUGGAUCACACUUCAAAACAAUAAAUGAAUGCUGCUGUCAA